Messenger RNA from Heterobilharzia americana, 516 nucleotides. NCBI's taxonomy places the organism in Eukaryota, Metazoa, Platyhelminthes, Trematoda, Strigeidida, Schistosomatidae. The record is from the annotation of a GenBank genome assembly.
CAUUAUAUCAGAGAUUGAAAAAAGUACAAAACUGUGGACCGAUGAAAUCCGAUCCGAUGGCUGAAUGGUUAGAGAGUUCGACACGAGACGUGAAGGACCUGGGUUCAGUCCCUGGCGGAGUUAGUGGGUGCUCACUACUCAGCAGUCUCAUACUAGGACGAAAAAGCUAGCUAUACGCUGCUCCCAGUUUUUCAAUGGUUCUCCAACUAACAUCAGUCCAUGAUGAAUACCAGACUGAUAUGAAACAUACAACAAAACAUCUACAAAAACAAACAGUCUCAAAUAAAAUUGGUCUCUUUUGUCUAUUGAUACUUGUAAUUUCCCGGUGGUAUAUUGGGCCGAAGGCUUCAAUACUGCCCUAUCAUUCAUUAUGUUGUAAUCAGCUUGGUGGAAUUCAGGAUGCGCAUCUCGUCUUAUUUGGGACUCGUCAGCUGGAUGUACCUGCAACCCAGUGAGUGGCAUUGUCCCCGCUGAGAGUCAAACUCAGUACCCAUUCACUAGGCCACUGUGUUUUAA